AUGACGUCCCUCAAGUGGCUGGUUCACCAUCUCCCUGACUUUUUCCCUUAUUCUUUUGGACGAGCGGUACUUCGGCUUUUUCAUCUUCACUUGACUCGAGUUAUCCUUGCCUUCGCAAUGUCUACCUCAACCCUUUCAAGUCGCUUCUUUUCUUUAUUCGUGUCCCUGGCUCUCCUCUCCUCUGUCUCGGCUAUCCCAUGGCCUUCGACAUCGAAGCACGCGACCCACAGGCGGAGGAAUAUAGGGGGGAGAGAGGUGGAAAGCUUCCAUCCCGAGUCAACCUUCAAGACCUUCGGAUCGACCGGCCGUUCCUUUGCGGUGAACCAACAGCUUUUCGAUGUGUCUAUCGAGGGGUUGGCGAUCGCUUUUUUUGGCUCUCGUGGAUUCGACACCAGCGGAAUCAAGUAUCGUUCGGGCUAUUCUGCUGGAGAGUUUCAGUAUGCAUACUUGAAGCAGUCUGCUAAUGGGAUCGACUUCGCGAAUGCUGUCGCCAAUGUGGUGUUCAAGGGCGACAAGGUUGUUUCAUUCGGGUCAUCUUUCGUCAAUUUCAGUUCGGUCAGGAUCCCAUCCGCGACGCCGUCAAUAAAUUUGAAGGACGUUCUUCCCAAGAUCCAGUCUGAAUUCAAUGCAACGAAGCCCGACGGUAGCGAGCCGGCCCUCGAAUACCUCGUUCAAAGUAAUGGGUCCGUGGUGCUCGCGUAUGUCGUCCAACUUCGCAACUCCUUGAUUGGCGCCGCGUUCGAGGUGUUUGUGGAUGCGAUUUCUGGAGUCGUCCUUUCCAUCACGGACUUCGUCGCCCAUGCUUCGUACACCGUGGUUCCCAUUGACAAGGCUAGCUUUGCCGAUGGUCUCCAGACGGUGACCAAUCCCCAAGACACGCAAGCAUCGCCUAGUGGUUGGCACACCAUCAACAAUAAGGCGACGACCACAACGGCUGGCAAUAACGUCGUCGCAUUCACCUUGCGCAAUGGCACGCGCGACUUCCAAGAAUCACCCAUCCUCACCUUCAUGGCCAAGUAUGAUGCUGCGGCCUCGCCCAACACAACUGACAACACCAAUGCCGCCCGCGCCAACGCAUUUUACGUCGCGAAUCGCGUGCACGAUAUCGCUUACCGUUAUGGAUUCACCGAGAAAGCAUUUAAUUUCCAGCAUGAUAACUUCGGAAAGGGAGGGAAGGGGAACGACUCUGUCGAUGUUAUUGUUCAUGACCCAUCGGGCUUGAACAAUGCUUACUUUUCGGUGCCACCUGAUGGGGAGCCAGGCACUUGCCACAUGUUCAUUUGGACGAAAUCCCUGCCCAACCGCGACGGCUCGAUGGACAACGGCAUUCUCAUUCAUGAGAUGGCGCAUGGCAUCACAGGCCGGAUGACUGGUGGUGGCACCGCACGCUGUUUGCAAACGACGGAAUCCGGCGGUUUAGGAGAGGGAUGGAGCGACACUUUCGCUGGCUGGAUGGAGCAGUCUUCUCGUGAGACGAAGGACAUAACGAUAGGAUCCUACGUCUACAAUAGGACCAGGGGUCUCCGGCGCUUUCCCUACUCUGUCAAUACGACCACAAACCCGCUACGGUAUUCCGACCUGAAGAAACUAACCGAAGUCCAUUACAUUGGGGAAGUUUGGGCCAAUAUGCUGCACAACGUAUAUGCCUCGCUCGUUCAGCAGUUCGACUAUUCCUCUGAUAGGUUCACGAACCCCGACUCACCGGCCGGAAAUGUCGUCUUCCUCCGGUUGUUCAUAGACUCCCUGGCUAUCCAGCCUUGCAACCCAACCUUUGUGCAAGCACGCAACGCGUGGAUUCAAGCCGACGUCAAUCGAUAUGGCGGAAAGCACAGGUGUACGGUAUUUAAGGCUUUCGCAAGCCGCGGCCUGGGGGCGAAGGCUGGCCCACAAUUCGAUGAUGACGGGACGAUCCCUCCGGACUGUUCGUAG
This is a messenger RNA of Cyclocybe aegerita, 1929 nucleotides long. NCBI's taxonomy places the organism in Eukaryota, Fungi, Basidiomycota, Agaricomycetes, Agaricales, Hemipholiotaceae. The record is from the annotation of a GenBank genome assembly.